AUGGCGUCUGACGCGGAGAGAGGUUUGUCGUUACUCAUGCCUUGGUUGAGAAGCUCUACUAACAUGGGACGAGAUGAAAUGAGGCCGAGCAAUCUGCUAGAUACUGUUGAGCAUCUAGAAGCAGUUGCUUUCGUGCCGCCGAGACAGCGUUAUACGGAUGCCGGAGAACUGGCGAAACAGAUAGCGGAAUUCGCAUAUGAGAGCGGGAUCCCUCAAACCGCUCUCGAGCGCCUACUGAAUCUCCUCACGAGGAAUAACAGCUUAGAUCAGGGCACAACUACCAUUUUGAUUAAAAACCUGUAUCCGUCUGAGAGGAUAGCGUCCAAAUUAAUCACCCAGGUGGUCUGCUGUCUCGGUCCGACCAAGAACAAGCCGAGCCCAGCGACCCAGGCUCUGUUGCUACGAUGGCUUAUUCUCGUUUAUGAAUUCAUUGAUGAUCGGUCUCACUUGUCUAAGCUCUACGCUGUGCUCUUUAACCAUCUUGACAUGAUCAGCCUGCGCAAGCCCCUGUGCCAUAUUCUUUCCUACAUUACCAGGCGAAAGCAUGUCAAGCCUUUCAGAAUACAAGCUCUAAUGGAACUGAUUGGCACGUCAGGUGGCGAUGAUAGGGAACUCAUAUCACUGCUAAGGGUUUUCAAGAACUAUCAUCCAGAUGUUAUUGUGGGGAAUACUGGCAUGAAAGGCCUGUUCUUUAAGCACCCUGAUCCUGAAUGGACGACUCAUGCACGACAAAUCCAGGAAACGAACUUGGAGCGAACUCAGGGAAAUGGGUCCAACAGUUUCCAGGUAGUACAUCGAGGCCUGGCGAAGAGGAGUAAAGUGCAGACGGUUGUCCCUGAAGUACAAACCUCUCGAGUCAACCAGAACCGAACUUCGCUGGAGGAGCUGCGCAGUGUUACUCAUUUUGUCGAACGGCUUGACAAAAUCGAGCUACCUAACCAGAUAAUCUCCACAAUUACGCAUGAUUUUGCCCAAAAAUACCUCUUCUUGGUUCAACCGGAAAUUGCAGACCGGCGGCUCAAUGAUUGGUUGCAAGCCUUCUUGAGCGAGCAUUUAGAGUCUGCGCGAGACUUUGAUGACGGUGUUGAGACGCUAGGCUACGUGCUAAAUCUAGUUGUUGGUUACGCACAGUACACAAAGAAUAUCCCGGAAGCCUUCCUAACGUUUUUGAGAUCAUAUUUACCAAUCUGGAAUGGCUUCGAAAACCGCCAGUUAAUACUGGAAUUGCUCGAGUACCUUCCUAUCAGAGACCAUGACUCUUUACGGAGCGAGAUCUUAGCUCCUCUAGAGACUGCUUUGCUGGAAGAUACAGCGUCUUCCAAGGCGAGCUUGUUAGACUUUUACUCCGGACUUAUCCGUCAGUGGGGGAUCAAGUUGAGAACGGAGUCAUUCGACAUUGAGCAGUCGCAACGUUUGAGCGCUCUUAUCUUGCACGCUGAAUUGUUGGCCUCUUCCGUUCUGGAAAGUCCAGUACAACAGCCUUCAGACACAAGCGGAGACUAUAGAUCCAGUACGCUGUCUGUUCUCGGAUUUUACUUCACACUGGCAGAUCUGUUCUCUCACGCACAUACUAACGGGAACAUUAAACUCACUGUCCCUCUUGCGCCGUCUGUCUACACCCUCAUUUUCAGCCCCGUGAGCUUUGUUAUCUCGAGCAUGAACUCUAUACUGUGCAGCUACAAGUCAUCCUUUGAGUUAUCAAUGAAUUCCGAGACGCUCCAGUCCAAAGAUCCGCUUUGGACACAGAAGCUCGUUCCCCAGUUCAACGGAUAUAUUAUGGAUGUUUGCAAUCUUGUAUGGCGGAAUCGAGCUCUUAACUCAGAGGAUCCAAACGCGCUGGGCUGUUUGAUACCGCCAGCAACAAUAGCUGCACUAACACAGUAUCUCCGGGAAGUCAAUGACAAAGCCCGAAAAAAGAGCCGCGAAUCCGCAUUCUCUUAUACAGUUGGGUCGUUAUACUCUCUGAGCCAUCAUGCCGCGCUGUGCAAUAUGUCUGCCUGCUGCUUUUCUGAUAUCGAGAAGGAGAAUGAUGUUGGCGAGACUCAACCCAGGCUACGGAAGCCUGUGACGCAGAGAGCUCUGAGUGCGCUAGAGAAGGAAGGAGGGAUUCAGAUGACCUGGCAAGAUUAUAGAGUGCGGAUGCUCGACUGGAUGGAUGCUGCGGGAAGCGUGGGAAUUGCGAAUUUGAUGCGCACGACGAUGAAAGCUCUUCGAAAAGAGUAG
Messenger RNA from Aspergillus nidulans FGSC A4, 2223 nucleotides. Its product is annotated as Mis6 domain protein. The transcript is spliced from 3 exons. The record is from RefSeq and is a predicted model, not a curated record. NCBI's taxonomy places the organism in Eukaryota, Fungi, Ascomycota, Eurotiomycetes, Eurotiales, Aspergillaceae. Gene Ontology annotation, cellular component: nucleus; chromosome, centromeric region; kinetochore. Bases 1 to 2223 code for a protein of 740 amino acids. Gene Ontology annotation, biological process: mitotic sister chromatid segregation; CENP-A containing chromatin assembly.